Molecule: messenger RNA, 1659 nt
Organism: Marasmius oreades (fairy-ring Marasmius)
Lineage: Eukaryota; Fungi; Basidiomycota; Agaricomycetes; Agaricales; Marasmiaceae
Exons: 2
Coding region: 1-1659 (552 amino acids)
Source: RefSeq, a predicted model, not a curated record
AUGCCGCCUGAUAGUACUACCAUGGCCACUAACGGCCAUGACUUCUCAAAAUACUUCCAAAGUAACGAUUUCCCUUCCUUCCACGACACUACCAUCAUUCGCGAACGGAUCCUAGAAAAGUCAUCUCGCGUUACACGCAUGGAAAAUGAAAUUUCCCUUUUGAAAGAAAAGUUACAGACCGCCAAGGCCGAUCUGGAACUACACCAGAGCUUGUUAUCUGGUGUACGCCGACUACCUACUGAAAUCCUUGGAGAGAUCUUCAUGUUGUGUGCGAGAGAGGAUUGCAGUAUCUCGACUCUACCAGAUCCUAUGAAAGCACCGAUGCUUUUUUGCCAGAUCUCAAAGGCCUGGCGUGCAGCUGCGACAUCCAAUCCGUUGAUUUGGUCUACUUUUGGGAUUGACGUUUCUCGGCAACCCCGGAUUCUGGAACUCACAAAGCUUUGGUUUCAGCGGUCGCAAAAGUUACCCCUUAUUCUGGGGUUACGCGUUAAUCUAGAUGAGAAGCAGGAGCUCCAGAAGAUACGAGCGAUGAAUAUCCAACUGAUUAAAGAGUCUAUCCUACCCAAUUUUACGCGAUGUCGGUCCUUCACCUUGCGUUGUGCAGGCGAGUUUGAUGAUUCUCUUCUUGAAGAAAUUCCCGUCUUGUCUUCAACGAAUCUCGAACAUCUGGAUCUUCCUCUUGACCUCCCCAGCUGCCCUUUUAUGUUCCAGUGGUGCUUCCAUCUCGCCAUUUCGUCUCCACAAUUACGACGGUUGACUUGUGGAAUACCCUCAGUCUUAUUUGUUCCAAGUGUUUGGUCAAACAUUGAGAGAGUCGACCUUCGGUUCAUGGGCUUAACAGCUUCGGAUGUGGAAUCCUUCUUGAGAGUUGCCCCCCGUUUGAGGCAACUCAGCUUCGGGCUAGUAUCACGGGCAUCUCAACCCCAAUCAUUGGCGUUACGGGGCUCCAUUCUCGAACACGACACUCUAAGAUCCCUUCAAAUCUACGACCGAUUCGGAGAUUUGGGAUCCUUAAUUGACUUUCUCAAGUUUCCCAAACUCGUCGCUUUAUCCAUAUCUGGAAGAAGGUAUCCCUGGCCUCACGGACAGAUGUUGGCGUUUCUAGAACGAUCCAACUGUGCUCUACGACUUUUGAAUGUCGAGAGCACGACGAUGACGUCGGAUGACCUUAUUUCUUACCUUUCCAUGGAUCGCAUUCGACGGUCCUUAGAGGAUUUGCGGGUUAACAAGACGGUACCGACUUCCAAGACGUUACUGGAGUUCUUGACGCUUAAAUCGUCGUCUGAAAACCCAGUUCCGAUUCCGAGAUUGCGAAGUUUCAUGUGUUCUAUCGAUGCCGUCAAUCAGGCUUCACAUUUCGAGCUGUUUUUGAAGAGUCGUUGGCAUCCGGAUAAGGAUGGGACUAACGACGAGGGUACAGGUGGUGAUUCAGUUUCCAUCUCGAACCUGAAGAGAAUCUAUCUCACGAUUGUUUCUCCCGUUUUUGACGGGGCGACCAUCGAAACGCCGGCAUUGAUGGAACUAUUAGAAAAGGUUGGAAAGGAGCCGGGCGGUGAAGUGAGCGUCACGAUGUAUAGGCUUUCGCAGACGUUUGAUGAGGAUCAUUCAUCGUUGCCUCCUGAACCUCCGAGUCCGCCUACUAGUGAUUAUGAUGGUUGA